GUACUAAUAGUGGAGUAUAUUUUUUCGUUAUUCCAUAAACCCUAAUAAAAGCACUGUCGUCGUUGAGAACUCGACCACUCACUCCCUAGGGUUUAUUGUUCUGUUCUUCGUUGAAGGUGAUGGGGUUUGGUGGCUCCCUUUUGAUCUCGCGAUCCACUUUUUCGUCUUCCCGGAGGCGUCUGGCUCUUGCUGCUUUCGCCCAUUUCUUCUCCCAGAAUCCGUCACAUUUCCAUUCUGUUGCCUCUGCUUCACCCCGUCUUCACACUCAUGAUACUUGUUCUGCUGUUCCCAAGCCAAGUCCCUGGAUUGGAUUCACCAGGGAUUUGCAUGCGGCCACAAUUUUGCGCUCAGGAUUUCCUGCCGCUGAUUAUUUUGAUGCCGAAGAGAAAAGGGCUGUCUCCGCGGGACAGGCUGAUGACGGUCUUGAGAUCGCGAAACUUGGGAUCGCUCAGGAGAUUGUAUCCGCCUUGGCACGCAAGGGCAUCGAGAAGCUUUUUCCAAUUCAGAAAGCAGUUUUGGAACCAGCUAUGCAAGGUCAUGACAUGAUCGGCCGGGCAAGAACAGGAACAGGAAAGACUUUAGCUUUUGGAAUUCCAAUCAUGGAUAAGAUCAUCAAGUUCAACGAGAAGCAUGGACAGGGCAGGAAUCCUCUCGCACUUAUUUUGGCUCCAACUAGAGAACUUGCUAAACAGGUUGACAAAGAGUUUUACGAGUCUGCUCCAAAACUUGAUACACUGUGUGUUUAUGGUGGUGUCCCGAUAUCACGCCAAAUGAGUACUCUUGACCGCGGUGUUGAUGUUGUUGUUGGGACUCCUGGCCGUGUCAUUGAUUUGAUUAAGCGUGGUGCUUUGAACUUGUCAGAAGUGCAAUUUGUUGUCCUUGAUGAAGCUGAUCAGAUGCUCAAUGUGGGAUUUGCUGAUGAUGUUGAGACCAUUUUGGGAUAUAUAACACAGAAGCAUCAGACAAUGAUGUUUUCAGCUACCAUGCCAAAAUGGAUAUUGAAACUUACUCAAAGAUUCUUAAAAAACCCAAUAACUAUUGAUCUUGUGGGAGAAAAUGACCAGAAAUUACCUGAUGGGAUUUCUUUGUAUUCAAUUGCUUCAGACAUAAGAGAGAAACCCGGAAUAAUUGGACCUCUCAUAACUGAGCAUGCAAAAGGAGGUAAAUGCAUUGUAUUUACCCAAACAAAGCGUGAUGCCGAUCGCUUGGCGCAUGCAAUGCAAAGGAACUUUAAUUGUGAAGCCUUGCAUGGUGAUAUCUCACAAAACCAAAGAGAGAGAACACUUUCUGCUUUUCGAGAUGGACAGUUCAAUAUCCUAGUGGCCACUGAUGUAGCUGCCCGUGGACUUGACGUGCCAAAUGUUGAUCUGGUGGUACAUUAUGAGCUUCCAAACUCUUCUGAGUUAUUUGUUCAUAGAUCUGGACGAACCGGUCGGGCUGGGAAGAAAGGUAGUGCAAUCCUUAUUUAUUCUUCCCAUCAAUACAGGGAUAUCAAGGCUAUUGAGCGUGAAGUAGGAUGCCAAUUUAUAGAGCUACCGAAGAUAGCUGCUGAGGAUGGAGCCUUAGGCAUGUAUGGUGGCAUGGAGCGAGGUGGUCGUCUUGGUUAUGGUGGAGACAUGGGAGGUGGUCGCUUUGGUGAUUCUGGGUUUGGACGGUCAGGCGGUUUUGGUAAUUCAAGGGGUGGUCGUUCGGGUGGAUAUGGGAAUUCAUGGGGUGAAUUUGGUGGGCAACGUUCUAGUCGCACUGGCAAUUUUGGUGGUUUUGGUUCUGGUCGAUCAGGUGGUUUUGGAGACCGGGAUGGUUCAGAACGGAGAAGUGGCUUUGGAAAUGCUGGAGGUCCCAGUCGCUCUAGUGGUUUUGGGAAUUUUGGCUCGGAUCGUUCCAGUGGAUUUGGCAAUUCACAAUCUGGGCAGAGUUCUCGUUCAAAUCGCUUUGGUGACAUUAAUGAUGGCAGCAGUGAUGGAAGCAGGAGUUCUGGAAGGAGACUUUUCUGAACCCACUGAUGGGUAAUGUUUAUCUAAACCAGACCUGAAGACGGGUGAUGUGGUUCUGUGGGGACAAAACCUUUUUGCCACAAUAGCUUAUGUGUACUCUUCUUCCGGGUUUAUUAAAGGAGUCGAGACAGCCUGGUGAAAGUGUUUAGAGUAUCCACCGGAAGGAAUUAGGUAUUCACAUAAAAUGCUCCGAGCAUCGCUUAGACUUCCUAUACAUGUAAUAUAAUGUAAUGUAUCUCUCUUUUUGGCUAUUAUAUCAUUUUGCAUUCAUACCUACUGAUUUCAAACUUGAAAUGGAACAUUGAAUAGCCUAAAUUUUCACUGCAUGUGUUUUGCGAUCCAUUUCUGUGUACAAAUUAGCUGGGCAGUAGCAUUAGGAAUUAGGAUUCUGUCUUUAUUGUACCCACCAAACUAUUAGUGUAAUGCCUGCUUUUCCAUGCAAUAAC
Messenger RNA from Andrographis paniculata, 2440 nucleotides. RefSeq names its product DEAD-box ATP-dependent RNA helicase 53, mitochondrial-like. Lineage: Eukaryota; Viridiplantae; Streptophyta; Magnoliopsida; Lamiales; Acanthaceae. The record is from RefSeq and is a predicted model, not a curated record. The coding region runs from base 120 to 1994 and encodes 624 amino acids. Gene Ontology annotation, molecular function: ATP binding; nucleic acid binding. The transcript has 8 exons.